AUGUUGAAGCAAUUCCUCCUGGCGUUAGAUAUUGGCUUCACCAGCGGCAGCAGCAGGACAGCUCGCAGUCUGCCUGUACAGAAUGAGUUACAAGGUCAGGGCCUUAUCGUAUUAGACACCCAGGGGCACUUCAGUGAAGUCCCAGGGAGUUUUGGAAAUUGCCCAGAAGGAGAGAGUCUUGAGUUUGGGAAUGGGAUUUGCAUUGCCAUAGGUUUCUUGUAUCAGUUUUGCGAUCCUGUUCCAUCAGCUGUUAACUUUGCUUUGCUGUUUCAGGUUAACCUUUUCGUUCUGCUGUCCGUCAUCUGUGUGCUGCUGAACCUGGCUGGAUUUAUACUAGGAUGUCAAGGUGCUCAGUUUGUGUCCAGUGUUCCUAGAUGUGACCUGGUGGAUGUGGGUGAAAACAAGAUUUGUUUCUGUUGUGAAGAAUUUCAUCCCACUAAAUGCACAGAAAAAGAGAAUGCGCUGAAGCUCUACCCAGUGAAGUCGUGCAGUGCUGUUCACCUCCUUCUUAAGAAAGUUCUCUUUGCUCUUUGUGCCCUGAAUGCUCUCACCACCACAGUUUGCUUGGUAGCAGCUGCUCUGCGUUACUUACAGAUAUUUGCAACAAGAAGAUCCUGCAUAGAUGAAUCUCAGAUUUCUGCAGAAGAAAUUGAAGAACGAGGUCACAUUUCAGAUCCUGAAGAUUUCGUCCCACCUGUGCCACCUCCUUCGUAUUUUGCAACAUUUUAUUCGUAUACUCCACGAAUGAGUCGCAGGAUGCUCGGCUCCGAUGUGAUUCCGCUGCCGCACAUUUACGGAGCGAGGAUUAAAGGAGUCGAAGUGUUCUGCCCCCUGGAUCCACCUCCUCCAUACGAAGCUGUGGUGAGCCAGAUCAGCUCCGAGCAGGAAGCUGCACUGCAAAUAGGUGUGGUGGAAGUUGUUGCUGAUUCAGUGGAAACAUGUGGCAGGCAGGCCUCUCAAGGUGAUGAAAUUCCUAAGUCUUCCAGCAGAGUGAGCCUUUCACCUUCAGCUGCGAGCCCCACGCCUGCAGAAGGAGCAUACAAGAGAGCCUUCAACCCCUUGCAGAGGCGCUCCAAAAGUGACCCUGUGCUGCACUGCCAGUUGCCCCAAGGCCCGGUGCUCAGCUGUGAGGCUGCAACACAGACUGAAAUUAAACCACAAGUUGACACUGUCGCGUUGCGGAAGAGCUUGAGAACAAGAGCUUUGAGAUCAAGACCCCGAUCUUUGAUAGACUACAAGUCUUACAUAGACACUAAGAUGCUUGUGGCACGGUUCCUAGAGCAGUCCUCCUGCAGCAUGACACCUGACAUACAUGAAUUGGUGGAAAACAUCAAGUCUGUUUUAAAAUCAGAUGAGGAACAUAUGGCUGAAGCUAUCACCAGUGCCACCUUCCUUGAGCAGGUGAUGGCGCCUGCCCAGCAAGCCAUGUCACUGCGGGCCCCCGUGCUCCCUUUCAGGCAGCAUCCUGGAUUGCUGCACCUGGAGAGCUGUGGUGACCUGAGUACUUUCACAGCCGGUGAAGGUCAGUCGGCAGAGAGGAGGAUCCAGAGAGCAGAGCACGAGCGGCCUCACAGUCUUAUUGGAGUUGUCAGGGAAACUGUACUUUGAGGUGGUUUCUCUCUGUUCCUCGGGAGAGCAUUUCUGUCAGGCAUUCAUGCUGCACAGGAAACCCAUCUCUGACAAGUAGGUGGAAGAGGGUGUUGCCAGCGGAUUUUUUAUACCCUAUUGCCCAGACUCCCAAUGGGAAGCUCUUUCUACAAACCCUCUGAGGCAGACUGCGAGCUGACCUGCAAAUUGGGCUGUUCAGAUGCAACUAAUGUUUGUGAAACAGCACUGUUCUGUUGCACCUCUGCAGUCUACUGCCACUUAGGACAGAGUUGUUUUUUCCUCAGCUUAGAUGCGGCAGAAGAGCUCUGUGCCUUGGUUCAUUGGGCUGAGGCAAGGACAAUUACUGUGUGUGUGCACUUUAUGUCUCAGUGAAGAACACAGGGCAGAGCCAAUGCCUGUGUUUAUCUGGUGUAAAUUACCAUAGCUCCACUGGUUUUUAGCUGGCCUGUUCCAACUUACUUCCUCAUAGAGGUGCUUUUUAUGUAUCAGCUGACAUAUAUGCUGAAAGCAUUUACGCAGCCAUCUCAAAUCCUCUGCAGAUGUGCAGGUGACUACCUAAUACUGUUUUGGCAGCCUUAACCACUAGGCCACAGUGACCCCUGAGUUUACACUCUUUAGCUAAUAAAUGAAUGUAGAAGCCAGUUGGCUCAAGCUGUUGACUGCAGAUAGUUUGUCAAGCUCUGUUCUGUAUCUAUGCUGCUAACUGGGAAUACACUAAGUGUUUCCAGAGGCUGGGAUCAGGCACAAAAUUUUGAUUUGCAAGGCUAGUUGCAGCCUUCUGUGUCUCAGCAGGAUGAGUAAAUACUCCUGCUGCUGUUUUAAUGAUAAUGCUUCAUUUAACAAUUAUUAAACAGCUUUCAUACUGAAAACCAAAAAGCUUUACAGUGAGUUUUAAUUAAGCUUGUUCAGAAGUGGAAACUGCAGUUUCACUUAUGAAAGAUAAGUUCAGUAAAAUAAAAUGCUCAUCUCUACUCUCGAA
This is a messenger RNA of Oxyura jamaicensis (ruddy duck), 2587 nucleotides long. RefSeq names its product family with sequence similarity 189 member A2 (gene ENTREP1). Lineage: Eukaryota; Metazoa; Chordata; Aves; Anseriformes; Anatidae. The transcript is spliced from 10 exons. The record is from RefSeq and is a predicted model, not a curated record. The coding region runs from base 1 to 1608 and encodes 535 amino acids.